Betta splendens (Siamese fighting fish) is the source of this 6526-nucleotide messenger RNA. Its product is annotated as NACHT, LRR and PYD domains-containing protein 12-like. The record is from RefSeq and is a predicted model, not a curated record. Gene Ontology annotation, molecular function: protein binding. NCBI's taxonomy places the organism in Eukaryota, Metazoa, Chordata, Actinopteri, Anabantiformes, Osphronemidae. The transcript has 11 exons. The coding region runs from base 2136 to 5525 and encodes 1129 amino acids.
AGAAAAGAUGCGGGUCGCUUUAUUGUGGUGUUUAUUUGCUUUUCUAGGUUUCCACACGGGUUAAUUUGCUUGUGGUAUUUUGUGAUUAUAAUUAGUUCGCUGAAACAAACCAUAGUGUCUUCAUUAUAUAGUGUGUCAGGUUUUCGUUCUCAGUUUUAUUUUGAAAGGACUUUUCUGUUUUACCUUGUCAGGUUUUGGUUCCAGUUUCCGGUUUUAUUUUGUAAGCACUUCCGUUUCUGGUCACACCACAGCAGUUCCCGCUUUACUCCCGGUCCUCAUUACACACACCUGUUUAAAAUCAGUAGUCAACCUCUUGUAUUUAACCACCACCUGUUUCCUUAGUUCUCCGCCAGAUCGUUGUACCCCUACCGUCACUUUCCAGCAUUCCAUUGAGAGCUCAUUUCGUGUUUGACCCCGCUCCGUAUUUUUUCGACUUCUGAUUCUCGUCUGAUCCUGACCUGGUAUUGUACACUGUGAAUUAUGUUACCGACCCGUGCCUGUCCUCUGGAAGUGAUUGAGCCUGCUCCUUCUGUGCCGAUCCCCUCAUGCUUUCAAGUGUAUGACCCCGGCUGUUUUGAGACUAUGAUUCCCGCAAUAAAGCCCUUUACUUAAUCCAUAUGUCUGCUGCGUUUCGCUGUGCAUGUGGGUCCGAUCUCCACCAAAACCUGACAUAGUGUUUGAGAACUGUGACCAUUUUUUCAACGCCCACAAGAGGGCUACAACGCUGCCUGCUGUGAAAUGAACAAAUGACUUAGUCACAGACAAACUGCUGCUACAGCUGUUAUCCAGUGUAACAGGGUUUUUGUAUUAUUCUCUGUUCAUGUGGUGCAUCAGAGAUUAAACACAAAGGUCAUUAUUCAUGUAAUAAAGUAAGAAACACAAACAACAACCACUGAAACAACUAACAAGAAAAAUGAUUAAAAAAACAUGACUUAUUAUUUAAAGCAUGGAGAUAUUCAUCAACUAUAGUUUGUUUUCUAAUUGAACUUCUAAAUAAACCAGUGGUGUUAUAUUUGUUGAUGCUACAAGUAGCCUUUGUCACAACUCCAGGAAGAAGGACCCAAAUGCACAGCGUGACUAGAGUAAAAACGGCAGUUUAAUGUGUUCGUGGUCAGGCAGGCAGAUGUCAUACACGAUACAGGCAAAAACAAGGUUUGACAGGAAGUAGGCAAAAGCGAGGUCAAACACAGGCAAUGGUCAAACUCACGGCUCACUAUUACCAGAGGCUGGACAAGAGACAAAAACGACUAGAACAAAACCAGAUCAUACACUGGGACUGGACACAAAGUAGCGCAGGAACGUUGGUCAUAACACACAAACACAGACAAUCCAGCAAGGUGCUGGCAUGAGGUGGUGCUUAAAUGCAGGUGGGUUGAUUACCAAUAGGACACAGGUGAGUUAACUAGAAACCGAAGUGAAGCUGGAACUGCUGGUGGUGGUGAUGAAACAGGAAGUAGUGACAAAAUAAAACCGGAAAUGAACCGAAACCGUGACUGAAUGACUUGAGCUGUGACAGAACCCCUCUGUUUAGGGCGGAUUCCUAGACGACCAAAACAGCUCUGCAGCCACCAGGUCGAAACGGCACCUUCCGUAUAUUAACUCAUGUCCAGAAUAGUUCCAGUCCGAUGAUAUGAAGAUGUGUUGAUGUGUCUGCUGAAACAGCAGCUGAUCACACUUGUCUCAUUCUUUCUACAAUGGAAAUCAGAAAGCUCCUUUUCUCGUUGCAGAAGUUCCCCUAAAUCGGAUGCUUUUAUUUCACUCUUCUGUCCAGUUCAUCUCAAACCAGCUGGAUGAGCUUUAAGUCUGGACAAUGUUCUUGUCUUUAUGAUUUCAAACAGUCUCUCUGCUUCUUCUUUCCUGAGGUCUUAUUCUGACGUCUUUCUGCCAUAAAGUCAUAACCUGAAAUUACCAAAACACGAAGACUGGAAUUUUGGUAGUAUUUAUUCUAAAAAUGUCGAACUCAAGUGUAAUCUUUGCACCAUUCAAUGAACUCUUUAUAGAUUUAUAACAGCUGCUUCCUCUGCCUCCCACUGUCUGACUGCAUCCAGCUGACACUGAUAUGAACCACAGAAGAAGAGACAAUCAGUGGAGGAGCACCUGAUGAUGAUGAAGGAUUUGAGUUGAUGUAAAGAUGAAUGAUUUGUGUUUCUUCUCCACAUGAAGGUAGAAAGUGUGAAUCCAGCAGCAUGAACCAGUUUGAGGACAGAGAGGAGGGAGCCCCUCCCACUAAAACCAGAAGAAUGGAGAUAAAGAGAAAAGAUCAGAGGUCCCAUCAGAGACGAGGAUCUGCUGGACCUGGACCUGGACCUGAACCUGGACCUGGACCCAGCUGUGUGUCCUUCAAGAGCGACCGGUCAAAGGACCUCAGUAUUAAUUUCAAAGACCGACCUGUACCAGACUCACAAGUGGACCAGCAGAGCUCAGAGGUUCCCAGUGCUCAGUCUGUCCAGCAGCACCAAACACAGCUGGACUCCAUAUUUAUGCUGCUGGAGGAAAACGUUGUCACGUUUGUGAAGAAGGAGCUGAAGAAGAUGCAGAAGGUUCUGAGUCCAGAUUACCCAGAAUGCUUAGAGAGUCAGAGGGAGGAUGAGGAGGAGUUGGAUGGUGAGGAUGAAGAGCAGAGGAGGAGCAGCAGAGACGCGUUUUUGAAGAUCACAGUGAACUUCCUGAGGAGGAUGAAGCAGGAGGAGCUGGCUGACUGUCUGCAGAAUCCAAUGGUCCCAGUACCAGAGCCACAGCCCAUCACAUAUUACCAGCAGAUGCUUCAAUCAAACCUCCAAGACCAGUUUGUGUGUGUGAAACCAGGCUGGUCAGAAGUCGACCAACAUCUGGAUGACAUCUACACAGAGCUGUACAUCACAGCUGGGCCGGACUCACACAUCAACACACAGCAUGAGGUCCAACAGGUUGAGACGACACAGCAGAAGCAAAGAUCAGCAGAGGAGCCAGUGAAGCCCAGUGACCUGUUCAAACAUCCCCCUGGUAAAUACAGACGCAUCAGAACAGUGUUGACCAAUGGAAUCGCUGGGAUUGGAAAAACAGUCUUUGUGACCAAGUUUGUGUUGGACUGGACCCAACAAAGGUCCAAUCAAGACGUGCACCUGAUUUUCCCCUUCACCUUCCGUCGGCUGAAUCCACUGAAGGGACAGAAGUUUAGUUUGUCAGAGCUCAUUCAUGAAUGUAUCCCAGAAACUGAGUCCAUCAGCCUGGAGGCUCUGAAUUACAUCUUUACACAUCUACAGUCAUCAGGAAACAGCAACUUUGACAAGAGCAGGUUCAAACUCCUGUUUGUGUUUGAUGGACUGGACGAGAGUCGCCUCCAACUGGACUGUAGCACCAGUGAGAAGGAGACGGGUCAACGUGACGUCACAGAGUCCACCUCAGUGGAUGAGCUGCUGACAAACCUCAUCAGAGGAAAACUACUACGCUCUGCUCGCAUCUGGAUCACCACACGACCUGCAGCAGCCAAUCAGAUUCAUGGAGACUUUGUUGAGGUGGUGACGGAGGUCAGAGGGUUCACUGACCCACAGAAGGAGGAGUUCUUCAGGAAGAGAUUCACAGAUGAGGAGCAGAGCAACACAAUCAUGUCCCACAUCAAGACGGCACGAAGCCUCCACAUCAUGUGCCACAUCCCAGUCUUCUGCUGGAUCACUGCUACGGUUCUGGAGGAUCUGCUGGAAACCAGAGAGGGAGGAGAGCUGCCCAAGACCCUGACGGAGAUGUACGCAGAGUUCCUGGGGUUUCAGAUGGAUCGGACUAAAGACAAGUACGGACCAGAACAGAGCAGCAACUACAUCAAGUCAUUGGCUAAACUGGCUUUUAAGCAGCUGCUAAAGGGAAACUUGAUCUUCUAUGAGGAAGAUCUGAAAGAGAGCGGCAUCGAUGUCAGAGGAGCCUCAGUGUGUUCAGGAGUGUUCACACAGAUCUUUAAACAGGAGCGAGGGAGGAAAACCAAGGACAAGAUGUUCAGCUUUGUUCAUCUGAGCGUUCAGGAGUUUCUGGCUGCUGUUCACAUGAUGCUCUGUUACACCAACGGGAAGAUGGAGGAACUGGAGGAGUUUCUGAGGAAAGACUGGGAUGAUGAUGAGGAGGAGGAUGAUGGUGUUUUCUUUUUGAGGAAAGUCUGGACAUAUGAACAUCAUAAUUCUUCUUCUAUUUAUUAUUAUAACAAAGUUUAUUCAUCUCUGGAAGAUGUCCUGAGUAGAACCAUGUCUAACUCCCUCCACAGUCCAAGUGGCCACCUGGACCUGUUUGUUCGCUUCCUUCAUGGCCUCUGUCUGGAGUCCAACCAGAGAAUCUUAGGAGGUUUGCUGGGUCACAGAAAGAUCAGUCCAGAAACCAUCCAGAGAAUCAUCAAUAACCUGAAGGAGAUGAACAGUGAUAGAAUCUGUCCAGACAGAAGCAUCAACAUCUUCCACUCUCUGAUGGAGAUGAACGACCACUCAGUCCAUCAGCAGAUCCAAGAGUUCCUGAAGUCAGAGAACAGAUCAGAGAAGGAACUCUCCUUGAUCCAGUGCUCAGCUCUGGCCUACAUGCUGCAGAUGUCAGAGGAGGUUCUGGAUGAGUUGGACCUGGACCAGUACAAGACAUCAUGGGAGGGACGACGGAGACUGAUUCCAGCUGUGAGGAACUGCAGAAAGGCUCAACUUAUUAACUGUGGACUCACAAAGACUCACUGUGAAGUUGUGGCCUCAGCUCUGAAGUCCAACCCAUCACAUCUGACACAUCUGGACCUGAGCUUCAACAACCUUCAACAUUCAUCAGUGAAGGUUCUGUGUGCUGGACUGGAGAGUCCUCACUGUCGACUGGAGACUCUGAGAUUGAGUUCCUGCAGUUUGUCAGAGAUCAGCUGUGAUUCUCUGGUCUCAGAUCUGAAGUCCAACCCGUCACAUCUGACACAACUGGACCUGACUAACAACGACCUGGACGAUUCAGGAGUGAAGCAUCUGUGUGGUUUUCUGGAGAGUCGUCACUGUCGACUGGAGACUCUGAGAUUGAUGAGCUGCAGGUUGUCAGAGAUCAGCUGUGAUUCUCUGGUCUCAGCUCUGAAGUCCAACCCGUCACAUCUGACACAACUGGACCUGAGCUACAACAAGCUGCAGGAUUCAGGAGUGAAGCAUCUGUGUGUUUUUCUGCAGAGUCGUCACUGUCGACUGGAGACUCUGAGAUUGAGUCACUGCAGUUUGUCAGAGAUCAGCUGUGAUUCUCUGGUCUCAGCUCUGAAGUCCAACCCGUCACAUCUGACACAACUGGACCUGAGCUGGAACAAGCUGCAGGAUUCAGGAGUGAAGCGUCUGUGUGGUUUUCUGAGGAGUCGUCGCUGUCGACUGGAGACUCUGGGAUUGUGGGGCUGCAGUUUGUCAGAGAUCAGCUGUGAUUCUCUGGUCUCAGCUCUGAAGUCCAACCCGUCACAUCUGACACAACUGGACCUGAGAUACAACAACCUGCAGGAUUCAUCAGUGAAGCGUCUUCUUGCCCUGAAGCAGAGUCCAGACUGUGGACUGCAGACUCUGAGCUGGAGAUGAUCCAGAUGUAGAAGCAGCAGCAGUGUGUGUAGAGGUUCUGACUGGUUGAUGUUACUGGGAGCAGUGCUUCAUCCACAACUGACUGACAGAGGAACCAGAACCAGUGGAGACGACUCUGUGUGAACUGAUCUGAGACCAGCUGCUCUGUGUCCAGUCCACCAGGAUCAUGUUGGAAAUGAAGUGUGUGGUGCAGUAGUUAGAUAUCGGGGACAGGGUUGACUGUAAUUCUGUCAAAAAACCUAAAAUAUUUUUAUGCGUAUAAUUCACUAACUCGCUUUCAUUUUUGUAUAAACAGUGUUUUCACACAUUAAUGCUCUAGUGUUGUAAUAUGAAGUAGACGUUCUGGUCACAGACAGAUUGUUAAUAAAGAAUCUAUCCUGUAUAACCUGUGUCCUCGUUGCUGCUCUUUGACAUUUUACUUUUCAUUUUCUUUAUUUUCUUUACCAAUAACAGUUUGAUGUCGUACAGAAAAGCUCACAAACAAGAAAACAAAAACAAGAAGUCAUUGAAUAACUUUAGAAAUUGACCAGAAUGAAUGAGAGAAGCUGCCGGCUUCAUUGAAGUGAUGGUGACUCUAACACAAAUGCGACAAAACUGUCAUAGUUCACGAUUAUUCACUGUCAUACUCAUUUCCGGUUUUAUUUUUGUACCACUUCCUGCCCAGCAUUCAUAUCCAGUUAAUCCAGCUUUCUUUCCAGUUUUAGUUAACUCACCUGUUUCCUACUAGUAAUCUACUCACCUGUAUUUAAGCACCACCUCUCACCAUAGCACCUUGCUAGAUUGCCUGCAUUGUCUUGACCAGCAUUCCAGCAUUAUCUUGUAUCUCAUGUUCCUGUAUGACCCAGUUUUGUUACCCUACCUUGUCUCUAGUCCAGCCUUUGACAGUCCUGAGCCGUAAGUCUGACCAUUGCCUGUUUUUGACCUCGCCUACUCCCCGUCGGAUCCUGUUUUUGCCUGCACCAUGUAUGACCUCUGCCUGCCUGAACUUGACCAUUAAACUA